Anastrepha ludens (Mexican fruit fly) is the source of this 1129-nucleotide messenger RNA. RefSeq names its product dysbindin protein homolog (gene Dysb). Lineage: Eukaryota; Metazoa; Arthropoda; Insecta; Diptera; Tephritidae. The record is from RefSeq and is a predicted model, not a curated record. Bases 79 to 915 code for a protein of 278 amino acids. The transcript is spliced from 3 exons. Gene Ontology annotation, cellular component: cytoplasm. Gene Ontology annotation, biological process: negative regulation of protein kinase activity.
AUUUACAAAAUUUAUUAGUGACAAUUAAUUGUAUAUUUUUGGAGAUUAUAGGAAGUGCUCGACAAAACUUUACCGAUAAUGUUUGAAAACUUGCGCAAAAAAUUUAACAAUACUAUUCAGGAAGGCUUCGUCAUUACCGAAAAUUUGCAGCAACAAUAUCGACAAAGACAGGCUUCGGCCACGAGUAGCAAUGCCACUACGCCCACUUUAGACGAGAGUCUACAUAGCAAUCGAAGUUCCAAUACGUUUAGCCAUCUUUCCGGCAGCGACUUGAUACUACCAGUGGAUGCCAACAUGGCUGCUGGUUGUAGCUUGCUUGCGAAAUAUGAAAACGAUUGGAAAAUGUUGCAUGAUGCGAAUGAGGAUAAUGCAACACAAGCGGCCCAGGUGGCCACACAGAUCGCACUGAUUGGGCAACGCACCAAAGUAUUGCAUGUGGAUAUGACAGAUCUGAUAACCUGUUUGUCGGGGAUACCAACGUUAGUUGAGAAACUACGCGAGAGCGCGGAAACGUUGGAAAAGGUGAAUACGCUAAGCGCAUCGGUAGAAACAGAAUUGGAACGAUUGGAAGACUUGUGUGAAGAGUGCGACUUACAAGAGUUUAUGCUGCACAAACAGUGCGAAUUAUCGCAAUUUAAACAAAUGAAAAUGAUCGAGUUAGAGUCCUACCGCCAACGUGUCGCAGCAGAACACCAAGAGAAGAUACGACAGCACGAACAGCAAUUACGGCAAUUACAACGCGAACGGCAAGCUGUAUUUGAGGAUGCAUUCCGUGGUGAUUUGGUGGAGUUCAAAACAAGGGGUACAUUACCAAAAAUUCAAAAUGAGGCUUUACCACAAUCAGUUGCGCUCGAAGAAGUUGUGCUUGAAGACGUUAAUACUAAGGAUGCACUCGAAGAUUUUCUGAACGGAUAACGAAUUUUAAUAUUCCAUAAAUAUUUGUGUUGUUUAUAAGAUUUACUCCGUCAGUGCCUUUUAUGCUAUUAAACUUUUUGUAUAUAUAUAUAGACAGACAGACAUAUGAGUAGAACCGCAUCUUGCAUGCAUUGGACACUCUACAGGAUAGUAAUUUGUUAAGCUAUAAAUAAGUAAAAAUAUACUAUAGAGACGUAUACUUAUACAUAUUUAA